UUUAAGCGGCAGCAGACGGGAAGCCUCUCACGAACAAAUGGCGUCUCUCCAGUGCGGAGCAGCUGAUUUCCCACCGAGCACGGCGGCACGGACGGUGGAGAGGUAAACACACCGCCCCCGGAUCUCUCUGCAACAAGAUAGCGCCUUGCUUCUCGCAGGAUCCGUGUAGCAGAGACGGCUGGACGUUGCGCACUCUUGAGCAGUCGAGAUUAGACCGCUGUUCCGGUGUACAAACAAUCCCAGUGUCAAGCCAAACAGAAAGGAGAGUGUCAGCUGCAGCCUGUGCUUCCCCUCUGCUCUGCUUAUUUACCUACGCUGCUGUUUUUGUUUCGCUUUCCGCCGAUGGUUGUUGGUGUUAGUGUUUCACCAGGGCCUGAUCUCAGGCGCUGUAGGCGACAGUAGCAGGUCAAAUGUUUCCACCCCGACGUUGGAGGGACACAUAAUGAACAUGGGCAUCACCCCUUCAGAGAUAUCCUCCUCCUCCUCCUCUUCCUCUGCCUGACUGGUUGGCUGCCUCUUCGUUAAUCCAAUUCAGGAGAUCAUCUUUUCAACCUUUUGCUGAGGUUACACCAUCAAGACGGCGUUAUCUCAGAAAGCCAGCUCUGUGGCGGUGAAGAUGACCACAGCACGGUACCGUCCCACCUGGGAGCUGGCCGUGGACCCCCUGGUCUCGUGUAAGCUGUGCCUUGGAGAGUUCCCCCUGGAGCAGAUGACCACCAUCACACAGUGCCAAUGUGUCUUCUGUACACUGUGCCUGAAGCAGUAUGUGGAACUCCUGAUUAAAGAAGGCCUUGAAACUGCAAUUAGCUGUCCAGACUCUGCCUGUCCCAAAAGAGGACACUUGCAGGAAAAUGAGAUCGAGUGCAUGGUGGCCACGGAGAUGAUGCAGAGAUACAAGAAGCUUCAGUUUGAAAGGGAGGUGCUGCUGGACCCAUGCCGGACGUGGUGCCCUUCCUCGACCUGCCAGGCCGUGUGCCAACUAAAGGAAGCAGAUUCUCCUGCGCUGCCCCAGCUGGUCCAGUGCGCCGUCUGUGCCCUCGAGUUCUGCUCGGCCUGCAAGGCCAACUGGCACCCCGGACAGGCCUGCCAGGAGAACAACCUGCCUAUUACCUCCUUCUUACCAGGAGAAAACAGCUCUUUCUAUAAGAAUGAAGAGGACGACGCACCGAUCAAGCGCUGUCCUAAGUGUAAAGUUUACAUCGAGAGGGACGAGGGCUGUGCACAGAUGAUGUGCAAGAACUGCAAACACGCCUUCUGCUGGUACUGUCUGGAGUCCCUGGAUGACGACUUUCUCCUGAUCCACUAUGACAAAGGGCCCUGUCGGAACAAACUGGGACACUCCAGGGCGUCCGUUAUCUGGCACAGAACACAGGUCGUGGGGAUAUUUGCCGGCUUCGGCCUGCUCCUGCUGGUUGCCUCCCCCUUCCUCCUCCUGGCCACUCCCAUCGUCCUCUGCUGCAAGUGCAAGUGCAGCAAGGGCGAUGACGACCCAUUGCCAACCUAAAGACGCCAUCAGAGCUGGAGCGCAGAGCCGCUUCAUGGAUGGGCCACGUUUUCUUUCCUUUUCACCCCUUUAUGUUCUUCUCCUCCCACCAGCUUUGAGUGCUUCAUUUGUUUUUGGGCUGAGCCUGCACCAGCCCUGGCCGCUUCGGGAUCCAUCGCUCUGCAUGAGAGAGGCAUGGUAGAAAAGGGACCCUACACCUUGGCCUGAAGAGAGGUGCGGGGUCGAAGGUCAGAGGAGGUCAGCGUUGUCUGAGGACCACUGUGUCCGUGCUUUAGACAUUGUUGGUUUGGGCACGUGGAGGAAGUCUGGGCCACUUCAGGUGGUUCUUAGUAGUGGGUUACUGUGGUGUGGGUCACUACAAACAAAGGAAAAAUCAAAGUUAAGAAAUGCUUUUCCUCUUGUAUGGACAACAUAAUGCAGGAGCCACCUUAGAGAGAACUUUACUUUAUCGCUCUGUUUUGUCGGUUUGUCGUACGCAACAAAAGCUUUUCCCCCCCACCCACCACCACACUCGAUGUAGCUCUACAGGUUCAGUCAGUAGCAUUAGAGUUACACCACGCAUGUUUGGUGUUCACUCGAUUUGCACACGGGACAUGAUUCCUACGUCAUGUUCGCGACUGAGGUAGAGACGGGAGGCUGUUGACACUCUCAACUCAAUGUACAGCACGUCCUCUUGAUGAUGUCAAUGUUUUAUAACCUGUUGCUUUUAAUAGAACUGUGCUCAGAGUAGUGUCUAUGUGUUGUACUUUUCGGUGUUUUCCAAACUGUAAGGUACACUUAUUAAAGGGGAUUGCCACUCAAAUAAAAAAUACACUUAGUUUCUUUGGUUAAAGUGACAAAGACUAGUUUUGUUCAGCUUCUGUUUUCUCUCCAAAUUCAUUCUCCAGUCAUUGUACAACUUUGUGUUUCCGAAAGAUCUCCACGAUCUCAGAUCCAGAAAUGUCCCAAAUUGAGUGGUGCUCCCCUUUAAGUUCAACAUAAAUUUCAAGUCUAUUAGAGGACUUUGUAUCCACGUGUUGUGGAGCCAUUUUAAUACAACACUAAAAGAGAUGUCACUCCUGUAAUUCUCAGUCCCCCCAGGUGGUGGUUUAGCCAAAUAGAAAUGAAUAGCCUUAAAUUGAGAAUAGCCAAAAUCAGGCAUUUCCCCCCUGUGCAUUACAAACGAGUUUAAAAGGUCCAAAUAAUCCCAGGGAAAGCAUGUUUAACAGUAUUUUAAAAGCAUUACAGACAGUCAGUGAAGUCCCUUUAUAUCCAGAUGAUUCUAUGAUGUCAUCCAUAUGCCACACUGUUAAUAGCCAUACUGUUAAAAAAACAAAAAAGGAAAAAAAAAAAAAGUCCUGAUGUUUUGUGUAACCCAGGGUUUGUAUUUCCUAAGCCUUUUUAAAGCAGGAGAGCUGCAUCGUCAUCACAAAUGAUCCAAACUCAGAUCUCCGACUCUUUGAGGCUUAACAAAUACCUGCCCCGAAUUGCAAACUUGCAUAUGUUAGUGGUCCGAGUGUCGAUGUUUUCUUCUGUUGGUAGUUAGACCUCCAACAACAAGCAGCUACUCCCUGCAGGGGCAUCGGAAAAGCCUAUGGAGUACGUUUAAAAAAAAAAGAAAGUUCCGUUUUUUGGGCACAUUAAAUAUGAAGCUGCUCUAUACUAUAUCACUUUAUCUAUGCAAGUUUGUACAUUACCAUUCUUCUAUCGAUUUCUCAUAAACAACUGUACGUCAUGAGUAGGUUUAUAUAGUGAAAGCUGCAGAAUGUCACCAUAUAUGUGCAUAUCAUGGCUUUUAUUUAAUCAGGGAGUUAUUUAGGAACUAUCCAUUUUAUAUUCAUCUUCUACGUUGCUGUUACCUGUCUGUCUUUUAGCAAUAUUUGAAGUUAGAGAGCUUGAAAAGCAGGACAGAGUUUGGCCGUUUUUCACUUGCUAAUGUCUUGAUUUUGGGGGGUGGGGGGUGUUGAUCAAAACAAUGAUUUCAGUUUGUUUGCUGGUGUUCUGUCGGAUCAUUUUUUGUGUCCAUGCAGAGCCAUUAUAAUGUUUUAAAUAAGCCAUUUACUACUGCUUAAUUCCCCCUUCCUUCUGGUGUCAUUUACCAGUGUUUAUGUAGCAUUUCAUGACACGUUUGGCUACAGUUACCAAAAAAAAAAAGAUGAUCAGUAGUUAACAAAAGUAGCUAAUCAAAGCUAAACAGUAGCCAAACUCCAAUCCUCAUAUAUUUAGCUCCAACAUACAGUGCAGGAGUCCUAAUUAUUAGUAGCCUUAAAUUUUAAUUUCCUUACCUGUAGCCUGUGUUGCGUUCACUGACCUCACCUGCUUUACGAGCAUGAUAAUUUGAUAUCAAAGCCAGGCCAAUUUUCUACUUUUGAAGUUUGGUGCUUUCCCCCUCCAAAAAAAAAAAAUAGUUUAAAUUCCCCAAGCUUUUGUUGUUUUUAUGACAAUCGUGCCAAGCAGAUUUCCUGGAAGGGAUAAGGAAACAGAGCUGUCUACUGUAUGUGCAUUUUGACCAUGUAUUUGUAAUGUAUUAACAGUUUUUACAGGGUGGAAGAAAAAAAUAUUUUAACGCUUCUUUGUGUCAACGCUGCACUGUAUAUGAGGUUUCAUUGUUUUCCUUCUUAAUAUGAUCUGUGAUGUGCGUGGUAUGGUGCCUGCUGUGUUUAAAUGGAGGAGGUUAGCAGCUGAAAUCAAUGUCUACUCAACAGAAACUGCAAAUGUACUUUUUAAAGGGGUUAAGGUCAUCAGGCCUCUGAUAUCACCAGGGUAAAGACAAAGCUCAAAUAGUGCAAAAUAUUCAUUUAAACACAAAACUAUCACCAUCAUCAAUGUCUUCAACAGGCACAAACUAACUAAAGUCAAACAAAAUCAUGGCCAUCUCCAUUGUUUUCUCCAUUCUCCUUUACCUAUGUUUGCUGGCACCACUGACCAGGUAGAUACUGUAUUAUGCAACAAACACAAAAGGGCCAAACAGCAAACAUUACAAUCACUGCAGUGUCACAUUGCAUAGUGUUUUCUACACCAGAGGCUUGUCAGGGCUCCAAUAUAAAGGCCUGUAUAAAAACCUACAUGAAACAUCAGCACAGGUGUUGGACUAGGACAGUUUGACGGAGUUAAGGGCUUGCUUCUGAGAUUUGACCCUUGAAUGAGAAGCAAGGCAACGUUUAUCUUACAAGAGCUCACUUUGAUCUACUUUGCAACUAUCCUAAGAUCAUGUUUGGUUACAAGCAGCGAUUUAUAUUUUAUAACCAGUUGUGUCAAGAGAUGAAGCUGCAUGAUUUUUCUCUGACUUCUACAUGUUAAAUAUUACAAUAUUGUAGCCUCUAAAGAUCUUUGGAACAGUAGCGUUGUCACUCUGUCACUCAGCUGUCUGGGUUUUAUUUUAGUUUUGUUUGAUCCCCCCCUUUUUGUAAGAAAAUAUGUUUUGAUUUACAGCCAUAUUAUAUACAGUGUUGGCCGGCCUUCCUCCGUUCAGCAGGUUGGCUUGAUAUGUCUGUUACUUUUUUGUUGAUUCUUUUUUUAUACGCCUGUUUUACAUCAUAGUUUGUUGUAUUUGCAUAAUCUGUUAAAAGAGCGGAAUUCUUCAGGCCUGAUUGGUCAAUUAAAUUUCAAUCAGUCACCUCAGUAAGUGGAUUAUUGUCAAAGGAAAUGCUGUCUGUACACAAGACUUUUGUAUUUAGAGAUGAUAAACAAUGUUGUCAGUAAUUGAAAGUUAAUUGACCUGGGUGAUACAAAGAUAUCAACACUGUAAAAUGACAUAUUUGGAUCAGUUCUGUACAACUUAGACUCGGCAUCUCAGUAUAUCUACAGUUCCACUAACACUGUGACACCACAUAUUAAAGGUUGUUGUUUUUUGUGA
Molecule: messenger RNA, 5339 nt
Organism: Epinephelus moara (kelp grouper)
Lineage: Eukaryota; Metazoa; Chordata; Actinopteri; Perciformes; Serranidae
Gene: rnf144aa
Product: ring finger protein 144aa
Exons: 8
Coding region: 617-1504 (295 amino acids)
Biological process (GO): positive regulation of proteasomal ubiquitin-dependent protein catabolic process; ubiquitin-dependent protein catabolic process; protein polyubiquitination
Cellular component (GO): Golgi apparatus; cytoplasm; ubiquitin ligase complex
Molecular function (GO): ubiquitin conjugating enzyme binding; zinc ion binding; ubiquitin protein ligase activity
Source: RefSeq, a predicted model, not a curated record